AUGCCGUCCAAGAUACCGCCAUGCAACUACCAGCGCAAGACCAUCUGUGGCUACCACCGGCGCGCCGUGGCUGCCGUGAAGUUCUCCCCGGGAGGAACCUUGCUUGGCAGUGCCUGUAGGCACCUCUCGACAGAAGAGAGACGCAACCAGCACAUCAACGCGUACCCACGGUACUCCACGGUACUCGUGGGAUCAAGGUUGAUUGUCAUCGUCUACAUGUCCAUUUCCAUAUUACCAUGUAGCCAAAUAAUUCUUCCUGCUGUCACUCGUAUGUUGUUUGGCACCUUCUCUGGCGCCACAGCCGCCGACAAAACCGUCCAGAUCUGGGAGACUGGUAACGGCAAGCUCAUCAACACGCUCACCGGCCACGCCCAGGGGCUGUCGGACCUCGCAUGGACGGAAAACAGUCGAAAGAUCGCCACGGCCUCUGAUGACAAGCUCAUCAAGAUAUUCGACGUGGAGACGGGGCAAGAAGUCCAGAGCAUGGAAGGCCACGAGAACUAUGUCUUCUGCGUUAACUUCAACAAUCCUCAGGCAAACCUGCUGGUGAGCGGGUCCUUCGACGAGAAGGUGAAGAUCUGGGACGUGGCAACGGGCAAGUGCCUUCGCACGAUGGCGUCACACUCGGAGCCCGUCACGGCCGCCGCCUUCAACGCGGACGGCACCGGAGUCGUAUCGGGAAGCGCGGAUGGCCUCAUCCGCCUGUGGGAUAGCAGCACCGGGGCAUGUCUCAAGACUAUCUUCGCCGAGGGCAACCCGUCUGUGUCGUUCUCGACCUUCUCCCCCAACGGUAAGUACGUGCUGGCCGGCACGUUGGACGACUCCCUCAGGCUGUGGCAAAUCGGUCACGACACGAAAUGCGUCAAGACCUACAAGGGACACGUAAAUCGGCGUUACUCGGUGACGGCUUGCUUCGACGGCAACAAGCGCGUCGUCAGCGGAUCCGAGGACGGGAGCAUCUACAUCUGGGACAUCAACAGCAGCAAGUCGGUUGUGCAGAGGCUGCAGGGGCACAGCGAUGCGGUCUUGACCGUGGCGAAGGGUAAGCUGAUGGCGGACAAGCUACUGGCCUCCGGCGGGAUGACCAAGGACAAGUCGGUGCGCAUCUGGGAGGACAGGGCCGGCAUCGAGAUGGAAGACCCCUCCAUCGGCGCCGCGCGAGAGGGAGGAUCCAACGCCACCUACUCGCCUGCAGCCAAGCGCCAGAGGGAAGGCGGCAUGGACGUACCCCCCGCUGCUCUCCCGGCGGUUUCCACGUACCCCCCCAUGGCACCGGCGUCGACGGUGGCGGCGGCGGCGGCGGCAUCGCUGACGAUGCCAGCCGGCUUCAUGGCCGCUCCCAUGCCCGCCGGCAUCCCCACGCUGCCCAGUACCGUGCUCCCCCCGCCCCCUACCACCGCUGCCGCCACCGCUGCCAACACCGCGGCCGCCGCCGCCGCCGCCGCCGCAGCAGCAGCAGCAGCAGCAGCAGCAGCCACUGCCGCGAUGCCCGCCGUGCAGGGCUAUGCGAUAGCCCCCGAAGCAGCUCCAACAUCGCUAGGUGGGAUAUUUUAG
Molecule: messenger RNA, 1554 nt
Organism: Ectocarpus siliculosus
Lineage: Eukaryota; Phaeophyceae; Ectocarpales; Ectocarpaceae
Source: the annotation of a GenBank genome assembly